This is a messenger RNA of Mercenaria mercenaria, 4134 nucleotides long. RefSeq names its product A disintegrin and metalloproteinase with thrombospondin motifs 18-like. NCBI's taxonomy places the organism in Eukaryota, Metazoa, Mollusca, Bivalvia, Venerida, Veneridae. Gene Ontology annotation, cellular component: extracellular matrix. Gene Ontology annotation, biological process: proteolysis; extracellular matrix organization. The record is from RefSeq and is a predicted model, not a curated record. The transcript is spliced from 26 exons. The coding region runs from base 136 to 4134 and encodes 1332 amino acids. Gene Ontology annotation, molecular function: metalloendopeptidase activity.
GCGAUAUAUGUGUAGGCACAGCUUAUGUUUUGUUUAAACAAUGAUAUAUUAUUUUGUCAAAUAAAUUGAGAAUAUAACAAAUGUGGGUUAUAAGAUUUGCAAUAUCUUGGAAAGAAACAUUAUGGAGUAAGAAAAAUGAAACAGUGUGUCGGAGUGUUUACCCAAAUCGGGAUAUUAAUAAUUUUUAUAUGUGCAAUAAAAGGAAGCUUGGCGAGUGACGGAAACAAUAUACCUCAAGAGUUUGAAGUUGUUCUACCCAAAGUCUUUCAACAUGACAGUGCAGAUAUUUCUAUAUCAAACAUUCGACAACGACGAAGCAUUACGUCCGAAGUCUUCAUUAACAUCACCACACAUCAGGACACCUUCCAUGUCAAGCUUAAGCCAAAUCUGGACUUGCUGGCUCCCAGCUUCAAAAUCUAUCAUCGCCAUGGAAAUGCAGAUAACAUGACCGAUGAUGUCACAGUUGAAAGUGAUGACAUCACAGAUAUAGAAUGUUUGUACAAAGGAGAGGUAGUGUCCCAUGACGGAGCCCCGGCUGCCUUCUCUCUCUGUAAUGGUCUGACAGGAGUCCUGAUGUUUCCUCAUGAUGAUUUUGUGAUAGAACCAUUGCCAAGUCACAUGUCAUCUUUACAUAAGAAUCGUCAUCACCAUGGUAACAGUCAGCAUCGUAGUCAUGACUACAACCCUCAUCGUAGUAAUGGUAACAACCAUCAACGUAAGCAUAGCAAAUCAUAUAACCAUCAGCAUUUGUAUGACCUUGACACCACAGCAAACAAAAAAACGUGGCCAGAAGACAGUAGCAAUAUUCGCCAUGACAACGAUAACCAUGACAGUGAAAGUGGUAGCCAUGACAACACAAGCAGUAACCUUGGCAGUAUAAGUGGUAACUAUGGCAACAUAAGUAGAAACCAUGACAAACAAUCGUCUAAUCAAACAUUUAGAGUUUCUUCUGAAGCAUCAGAUAAUGAAAAUGACAAUGUCAGCGAGUCAUCAGUUUUGAAUGACAGUGAUGAUUUAGGUAACCAUGACAACCAGUAUUUGAGAGGUGAGGAUGAACAUGUGAAGGAGAGUCCUCAUAUCAUGUACAGAAGAUCAGCAUUAUUCAAACACAUACCUGAUAAUUAUCAAACAUCAAAAGAUUUUAAUAGAUACGCAAAAUCUACUAAAAUGUUUCAUCGUGCUCGAAGGAAAAGAUCUUACAGAAGUGCAGAACCUAGAGUAGAAACAUUGGUUGUCGUCGAUCAAGACAUGUACAGAAAACACGGCAGAGAAAAUAUAACAACCUAUGUUCUUAGCAUAUUUAAUAUUGUAUCUCAACUAUACCAAGACCCAAGUCUAGGAUACCCAAUUAAAAUAGUUCUUGUGGGACUGGUAUUCCUUGAUGGUAGAGAGCCAGGGCUACGAAUCACACACCAUGCUGACAAAACACUGAAUAGUUUUUGCCAGUGGCAGGCAGGAAUCCACAAUGGACGUCAGAAGCUGCACGAUCACGCCGUGCUGCUUACAGGCAAGGAUAUCUGCUCAUACCAGGAUGCUCCUUGUGAUACCUUAGGGUUUGCACCAAUAGAUGGAAUGUGCAGUGAGUUAAGAAGUUGUAUUGUGAAUGAGGACACCGGACUCUCCACUGCCUUCACGGUUGCUCAUGAAAUGGGACAUAAUUUUGGUAUGAUGCAUGAUGGGGAUGACAAUAUAUGUAAAGAUACCACUGGAUAUAUAAUGUCACCUACCCUCUCAGCACAAAGUGGAACAUUCCAUUGGUCUCCAUGUAGUAGACAGUACAUGAGGAAAUACUUAAAUGCUGUACAAUCAGAAUGUUUGACAAGUCACUCAAGCGGAACGGCAGAACUCAAGUUUCCCAACAAGCAGCCGGGCGAGAUAUUUGAUGCUGACACGCAGUGUAAAUGGCAGUUUGGCAGCCACUCUAAACAGUGCACCAUUAUUUUCGGGAGGGAUCCAUGUAAAAACUUGUUUUGUCAUAAGAGAGCUGGAAUGUGUGAGACAAAGUUUCUGCCGGCAGCUGAGGGUACAUCUUGUGGUAAUGGUAUGUGGUGUCAGCAGGGUAAGUGUGUGAGGUAUGGGAAGUCUGGACCAACCCCUAUCAACGGCUGGUGGACAGAGUGGGGACAGUGGUCACAUUGUUCAAGGUCAUGUGGCGGAGGCAUCAAAACACGCACAAGGGAAUGUAACAAUCCUAGGCCUCAGUAUGGUGGAAAAACUUGUCAAGGUGCAGAUGCCGUGCAUAAAAUGUGUAAUCUACAUGAAUGUGAGGAUGGAGAGAAGAAUUUCCGAGCGGUACAGUGUGAACAACUAGUGCACGAGAAAUUUCGUGGCUGGAACUAUAGAUGGAGAACACAUAGACAACGCACUGCUAUAGAAGCGGAGGACCAGUGUAAGUUGUAUUGUAAAGCAGAUGGUUACAAUUUUUACUAUGCCAUGCCAAGAGAGGUAACUGAUGGUACUAGAUGUAAUGAAUAUACCACUGACAUCUGUGUCCAGGGAAAAUGUCAGCAUGUUGGUUGUGACCUCAUAGUUAGCUCUUCAGCUAGGAAGGACAGAUGUGGUGUUUGCAGGGGAGAUAAUUCUACUUGUAAAAUUGUAGAAAACACUUUCACACAGCAACCAAGGAAAAAUGCAUAUGUAGGAGUAGUAUAUUUACCUCGAGGAUCAAGCAGUAUUAAUAUAGAGGAGGCCGGGAUUGCCCGCAGUAACUACCUGGCCUUACGUGACAGGCACGGAGAAUACCAUCUCAAUGGAAACUGGAAACUUGACCCAGAGGGUGUGUACAGCAUUGCAGGGACCAAGUUUAUAUAUAGGAGACCAUACAACCUUCCUGAAUCUCUUGUUGCUGAAGGGCCUUUGCUGGAAGAUUUGGUUUUAGAGGUGUUGAUUCAGUCAGAGAAUCCAGGUGUCCGUUAUAGUUUCACUGUACCAAGAAAUCAACACUACACACCUCCAUCUUUAUACAACUUUACAUGGAGUGUUGUACUCACAGAAUGCAGCCAGCCUUGUGCAGGAGGUGAACAGAUUGUAACUGCUCAUUGUCAUAGAGGCAAAGGAGAGGAAGUUGACCCAGCUUAUUGUUCCAUAGACCAGAAGCCAGGAACUGGAACUUAUGCAUGUAAUACUCAGCCAUGUCGACCAAGAUGGUUGGCAGAACCAUGGAGUAGUUGUCAUAAACCAUGUGGGGGAGGUCACCAGAAACGCAGGGUAUAUUGUGUACAGAAAUUGUCAAAGACAGAAGAACGUAGAGUUCCGAGAAAAUACUGCAAUACCAAGGAAAAGCCAGUGAGAAAGAGAGAAUGUAACACACAUGAAUGCCCACCAGUCUGGUACAAAAGCCCAUGGUCACAGUGUUCAGCCAGUUGUGGUAAAGGGUUAAGGUCAAGGACAGUGGUGUGUCGCAGCAAGACGUUAGAAGGUCAGGUAGUGCAGCCUGAUUCCAUGUGUGCAGGGGUACCCCGGCCUGUGUCUCAGAAAGGCUGUAGACGUAGACGAUGCCCAGACCCAACAGCUAAAUGGGCCAACACUGCAUGGAGUGAGUGCUCAAGAACGUGUGAUGUGGGAACCCGCAGUCGAGCUGUGAAAUGUAUGAGGAAAACAGACUCCGGAACUGUUAUUAUUACGAAGGAGAAACGUUGUAAACAUCUUGAUAAACCAAAAAUAACACUGGUAGAGGCUUGUCUAGUACAAAAAUGUCCUGAGUUGCCAGAAUGGUAUUCAUCUCCUUGGUCCACAUGUUCAGUUUCCUGUGGAAGUGGGAAGCAGACGCGACUGGUUCACUGUAUGCAUCAGAAGUAUAGGAAGCUUGCCACUAACUGUGACCAGUCUGUCAAGCCUCUAGACACACAGACUUGUUUUGAAAGAAAAUGUUUGGAUCCAGGGCCUCAGUGUUUAGAUGAGUUUUCGUGGUGUUAUCUGAGAGGAUUGUGUUUAAAUGUGUUUCUUAAAGAUGUACUAGAUCUUUACUCAUCAUUCACUAAACUAUUUUAUGAUAAGCAAAGGCUUCGGUAUUUGGAGAAGGCAUAUUACAGCAGUAGUGAAAGAAACAUGUUACUCUGCUGUAUAUUCAUUGAGGAGAAAAUGAAAAGUGAAGGAAGAUGUUGUGUUUCGAAUAACACACUGUUCCUGGAAUAA